UUCCAUUUUAUUAUAUUUAGCCUGCAGCGUUCCCUUUGGUUUCUCCUGGAAGAAAAAUUAGCAACUUACAUGGCUUUUUAUUUGAUAUACAUAAGGAGCUAUCCGUGGUGUCCAAAGAGUUUUAAGGUUGAGUGCGAUAUUCUCCAGGAAGGAAAGCUAGACUCUUUAUGCUUGUCAUGUGACUUUCAUGUGACUUUCAUGUGACUGUUGUUGUGACUCCUCUCUCUCUCUCUCUCUCUCUCUCUUUCUCUCUCGUCCUUUCGCACGUGGUUGCGGUAUGCACAUGCGCAGUUGCUGUCAAUGGUACAGGUAGGUGUGGUAAAGUUGUCAGUGUUUCAUCUCUCCUUGUCUAUCUUUUUUGUUAUGAGAGUGAUAACUGCGCAUGCGCAUUAAAACCGUACGAUCACGCGCGGACACGUACGAUUGGUUACCAUGGCAGUCAGUAGCCUGAGGGCAAGCAGUGGUGUAGUAGUUGUAGUGUUGUCUCUUCCAAAAUAAGAAAGUGUAGGCUGUAGUCAGGUAGCGAGAGAGUCGGUAGUCGGAGAGAGUGGCCAAAGCCCCUGAGGACGAGCGCUAGCUCCUCCAGCCAUGGCCUCCCCCUCGUCUCCCGACUUCCACGACAAGAAAUAUAUGAUGUUCACCAGAAACAAUGUCCAGAGAGCUGUCAGGAACGUGAGGGAGACUGAUGAUCUGGGGUUCUAUUUGGGUGUCCCUGGGAGGAGACGGGAGGGAAUUGAGAGACAGUUCAGAGGAGAUGAAGGACGACAGGUGGAGGAAUAUGUCACCUACUUCAUGGACCACGACCCACUAGCCUCCUGGAGACGAGUUAUUGUUGUUCUUGAUGUGAUGAGAGCUACAAAUAAGAUACGACAUCUGGCGGAGUCUGUCACAGACCCCACACUCACUAUCAACAACCUCCGUCACGUCACCUCUUCAGUCCAGGACUGGUAUGAUCUGGGGCACUAUGACUAUGGUCUUGGUGUUCCUGGUAUUGUGCUGAAUGAGAUCAGGAGAAAUCCUGCCCUGACAGAGGAGGAGAAGAAAACAAAGGUCCUACUCUACUUCCUCCACAAUGUCCCGAUGGCCUCCUGGGAGAGAGUUGCCGGAGUACUGUACUACAUGAAGGAGGAGAGGGCAUUACAGGCAGUGAAGGGGUUCCUGCCAGUCUCACCAGAGGCCAGUCUCACUCCAGAGAACCUCUCCACAGUUCUAGACAUCAUGAGUGACGGUCUGUGGAGGAAGUUUGGUGGAUAUGCCAACAUACCAGACUCUGAGUUGGACAGUAUCAAGGCACAGUGUACCAGUGGCAGAGAUUGCAAACAGGCCCUCAUUCUCUCCUUCAUCACCUCACAUCCAGCACCAUCCUGGAUCCUGGUGGCAUGGGCUCUCUACAUGACUGAGCGGUAUGAGGGUGGCGGCAGUUGUCUCAGAGCAUUGGAUCACCUGCAGCAGCUGUUCCCCACUGGAAGAUUCCGCUCCAAACAGAUCUACAAGCAGGAGAUGAAACGAGGCCACAUUGAGCUGGACUUGGACAAAAUGCUGCUGUUUGGCAAUGCUGGCAGUGGCAAGACGUGCUCCCUCGCUGCACUGCUCGGAGUUGACCCUCCCACCAUCCGACGCAGCACUCCUCUCCUGAAAAGACCCAUCGAGGGCAUGUUCGUGGACGUCGACGGCAAAAAACAGUGGAAGAAGCGAAAAUUAGACCUCGCCGCUGAAGUAAUUCGGUCGCGAAUGCCACGGCAACAGUCAGUGGCACAGAGCAGUGGUGGCCCAGCCUCCCCCGGCCAGCAGUCUCCCCACACUGCAGCCAGCCAGUCAGUAGAACCAACACCAGAGAACACGAGUAGCUCCAUGUCUCAAGCAGCCAGGAAGAGCACAGCAUCCUCGGAGGAGAAGCCCAGCACCAGGGAGCAGCAGGAGGCAGAAGGGAGGCUGGAUUCCCUGCUGCUGUCGAGUGCGGUGGAUGAGGGGUUUGUACAUCUCAUCAACAGUGCUCCUCCCUCCCUGGAGCCCAUCUUGCGACUGAAGCAGUUCCUCGUGCUGGACUCUGGCGGCCAGCCCGAGCUUCUGGAGAUGAUGCCCGUCUUCCUGAGGGGUGCGUCCAAAUUCGUCUAUGUCUUGAAGCUCCACGAGUCUCUAGACAAGCGAGCGACGAUCCGUUACUUCAAAGACGGCAAGCUAGUGUGGGAGUACCCAGCCUACCUGACAAACGAAGGGACCCUGAGACUGUGCGUGCGGACCAUGAGGUCCCUGAACAACAAGAACCCCAACAUCCCUCCCGCCAAAAUGAUGUUUCUGGCCACCCACCGAGACAUGGUGGCAGACAAGCAGCUGCCCGGAGUGCUGGACACUCUGCAUAAGAGGCUGAGGGAGAUCCUCUUGCCUCAGUUCAGGGAGCAGCUCAUCUACUGCGAUACGGAAAGGGAGGACUUUGUCUUCACACUGAAUGCGGCAAAGCCGGAGAAGGAGGACAGGGAGUGUGCGGAGAGCAUUCGGGAGUGUCUCAGUAAG
Molecule: messenger RNA, 2511 nt
Organism: Geodia barretti
Lineage: Eukaryota; Metazoa; Porifera; Demospongiae; Tetractinellida; Geodiidae
Source: the annotation of a GenBank genome assembly